This is a messenger RNA of Zingiber officinale, 1012 nucleotides long. RefSeq names its product EPIDERMAL PATTERNING FACTOR-like protein 4. The transcript has 3 exons. The record is from RefSeq and is a predicted model, not a curated record. Gene Ontology annotation, biological process: guard cell differentiation; stomatal complex development. Bases 517 to 966 code for a protein of 149 amino acids. NCBI's taxonomy places the organism in Eukaryota, Viridiplantae, Streptophyta, Magnoliopsida, Zingiberales, Zingiberaceae.
GCAAUCGCAUCUCUGAGUUUUUCAAAACUUAACUCGAUGGCCUUUAAUUAUGAUUCAAAGCUUCAUUAUUGAAGAAGAACACAUUCGGCUCUUUGAUUGGUGCUUGCGACUGGCCAACAGUAGGGGCGCAUGUGGAGAAUCCGAAUCUUAUCUAUUUCACCGAAUAGCUCAACAGCAGCAGCAGGCAGUAGCUGUCUCCUUCUCCUACAUUUUCUCUGUUUCUGUCAAAGUAGGAGGCAGAAACUGGAAAGGAAAAUAAAUAAAUAAAGCAGGAAUAGGAUAUAAAUCUUAUUAAUGCUUAUAGUUGGAGGUGGACGAUUUGAUGCAAGCUCCAGUUAUAAGCUACUUUGUCCAGACUCUACUGUUUGUCUUCAUUACCAGCUGAGAGCUGUUCUGCAGCUCAAGAACCCGUGAGAUCUGCCCCAUCUCCUGAGAACAUUUUAAGACUAGCUUGACAUCCUUCGUAUGUUUGCAAUUGCCGAGAGCCAGAUAUUGCCCGUAAUGAUGCAGCUAUAAAUGUGUCUAGAUUUCACAGCUCCUCUUCUCUGUUCUUCUGGGGUUUCCGAGAGCCACUUGUCAUCCAUGGGGUGGAGAGGGAGUUCUAAACGAGUGAUGGCGUUAAAGGUGGCUCUUUUAUGCUGUCUUUCGUUUUGUGUCUUCUCUCUUUUCAAUUUCGCAGAAGGACACAGCGGAGUUAAUUCUGCUCCUUCAGAGGCCUCAAGCUGGAGAAGACAUUCCAAUUAUAAGGCGGCGGCGGAUGUAGCAGGAGGAUGGCGGAGGAGGGAUCGUCUGUUGAUAGGGCCGGGGUCGCGACCGCCGCGGUGUACGUCCAGGUGCGGCACGUGCACCCCUUGCUACCCGGUGCAUGUCUCGGUGCCGCCGUGGCAACAGCAGCAGGCGGACGCCGCCGAGUACUACCCGGAGGCCUGGCGAUGCCGAUGCCGCGGCCGCCUCUACGUGCCGUGACUGCUUCUGCAUCCUCCUACUCUUCGUCGCUUAGAUCGGGAGUGUA